This is a messenger RNA of Priceomyces carsonii, 771 nucleotides long. RefSeq names its product Pop3p (gene POP3). Lineage: Eukaryota; Fungi; Ascomycota; Pichiomycetes; Serinales; Debaryomycetaceae. Gene Ontology annotation, cellular component: ribonuclease MRP complex; nucleolar ribonuclease P complex; cytosol. Gene Ontology annotation, biological process: rRNA processing; tRNA processing; intronic box C/D snoRNA processing. The record is from RefSeq and is a predicted model, not a curated record. The coding region runs from base 1 to 771 and encodes 256 amino acids. The transcript has a single exon. Gene Ontology annotation, molecular function: ribonuclease MRP activity; ribonuclease P activity.
AUGCUGGAUGGCAAGAUUACAAAACCCAAGAGUAAGAAUGCUCCAGUCUCUAUGAAAGAGACAGAACGGAAAAGGCGACAGGUGUUUAAACCAAUUCUUGAUAAUCCGUUCACGCAAUCAAAUACAUGGCCAUAUAUAGAGCCGCAACUUGGAGAGGACCUUACGACUAUACUUACGAAAACUCUAUCUUGUAUCGGGAAAUAUAACUUAGCAGUUUCAGAGGCCAACACGAAGAAAUCAUUAGCAAGACCGUCGAUUCCAGAGAUAAGGAGCAACUUGACAAUCGGAUUCAAUUCAACAGUGGAAGCUUUAGAAAAGCAAGCUGGAAUAUAUAGAACGAGCUCCAAGAGAAAGAAGCAAAAGCCUCACGAUAAUAUAAUUAUCAAGUAUGUAUUUGUGACCAAGUUUGAUAUCAAGCCAUCAAUUUUAACGGAAUCGUUUCCUGUCUUGACAUACACUGCUUCAAGGUCUAAAGAAGAUAGGGUGAAGCUUGUACAACUCCCAAAAGGAAGCAUGGCUAGAAUAUCUGAGGCCCUUCAUAUUGAUCAUACGGGGAUCAUAGGAGUCUCAUCAAAGGUAUCUGAAUUGAGUGCCCUAUGCUCUUUAGUAGAGUCUAAAGUCGGCGAUGUUCAAAUUCCAUGGUUAGAAGGUUUGCUACAUGAAGAUGAUAAUUCAAAUUUCAGUAAACCUGUGAUUAACUUCUUGAACACUUCAGCUCCUAUACAAAGCAAAAACAAUAAGCAGUCAAGCAAGAAGGAAUCGAAAAAGUAA